AUUUGUUGAUUAACCAUUUUGCCUCACGAAAUUAUUACCGCCACAACAGUAUAUUCUAACCUAUCAACGAAUAUUUGAUGACAACUGACAUCAGCGAGUUAUUCGAUCAUAGACAAAGUAAUACUAGACUGCACUUUCAAUAAAAUUAGUGUUCCAAUAUUGAAAUAAUAUACAAAGUUACGGUAGAACUAUCUCUAUAAAGAGUUCCUUUUAAUUUCUUAUAUCGUACUCUUUCCACCGUUAUAUUUUAUUACUCCCUUAUCUCGGUUCAUUGUGCGGUGACAGUGGAACAAAGAUAGUUCUAACUUAGACCCAUAGAUCAACCACAUCUUAAACCCAUAAUGUAAAGACUACAAAGUGUGUUCUUCCCGAGUGCUCAUUUUCGAUUCGUUCCGCGCAUCUCUUUGGGAAUAAAUUCUCAUUGGCUGUUUCCCAGCUGGUGCGCAAUAGCACAUAUUGUAUUGUAGUCUUUACAUCAUGCUUAGACCAGAAGCUGUUUCUUUCUAAACUAGGAACAUUUUUUCUAUAUAGAAAUUAUAUACCCUGGUAUGUUCUGUGUAUUCAGUGGUCUAGAAUUACUACGUCUAUGUAUUCGCUGCAUGAAAACACCUCUUAACAAUUAGGUCCCAAAAAACAGUAGUAACAUAACCAACACAAAAUGGUUUAUUAAACAAGAUACAAAAAUGUUGAAGAGUGUUUCAGAAGUUAUUAAAGAGCGUGAAGAUUUUCUCCAUCAUCUAAAUAACGAUAUCAAUAAAUAUGAUCAGAAUAUUCAAGAAUUAACUAAAGAACAAGAAAACUUAGAUACCUUAAUAACAAAUUUAAAAUCACUUAAAACAUAUCCAGAACACGAAGCCUUAAUUCCGUUAGGUAAAAAUAUUUAUAUGAAAGGUAAAAUUGUUCAUACUGGGGAAUUCUACAUCAAGAAAACUGCUUAUCCGAAUCCAUUAGUUUUGCUACAAUCAGCUGAUAGAACUAUAUCUUGUCUUGAAGAAGAAAAAAAGGAUAAAGAAAAUGAAAUCGAUAAAGCCGAGUAUGCUAAAUUUCAAAUAGAGGAAAGAGUAAGAUUGUUAAAAGGUGAAGAAACAUUUAAUGAUAAUAGUGAUUUGCCCAAGGAAAUUAAAUCUAACAAAGGUGUCGCUGUGAGGGUUGGUGAUUAUUAUGAGAUAUUGGAGUUUGAAGAGUAAUAUCUUAUGAAUAGAUUUAUAUAAUCAUAAAGGACCUCGGAGAGAAGAGUAUAGAAAACGUUUGUCAACUCUAGAUUAUAAGGUAUUUCCACUUAGUUGUUUUUCAUGAAAUUUGUAAUCAAUUAUAAAAGUUUCUAAAAGUAGGUAUUUGGCAAUUGUAAAUUGUAGUGGAAAAAAAGUCUUAUCAUUCUUAAGUUCUGUAAUAAAGUAUUUAUUACAUAAA
Diorhabda sublineata is the source of this 1410-nucleotide messenger RNA. RefSeq lists its product as uncharacterized. The transcript has a single exon. Bases 684 to 1187 code for a protein of 167 amino acids. The record is from RefSeq and is a predicted model, not a curated record. NCBI's taxonomy places the organism in Eukaryota, Metazoa, Arthropoda, Insecta, Coleoptera, Chrysomelidae.